AUGGAAAAGGAGCAGAAAAGGGGCAGCGCACGACUCGACAACGUGAGGGGUCGCGCUUGCGUCCUACGUUGCACUUUCGAGAAUGAGCGACUGCGACAAGGACGAGCGAAAUGUAGGGAAAUCGAAUCGAAAAAGCGGGAAAAAAAGAGGCGGCGGCCGACGCAAUCGGGUGACGACUGCAUGGGUGUCAGUGACUUGGCGGUGAUUGGUCACGAGACGCAGGCAGGCGGAGCCAACGCAGUGGCAAUUGACAAACACUCUGCACGUAUGGGCAAGCGCGCGCCUGUGAUGCCCGUCUCGGAGGCCGAGAAGCUCCUGGUGAGCGACGUUUUCCAGACGACCAAUGCAUCGAGCGAGACGAAACACAAUCGCAAGAAACAGCGUCCGAGCCCUCUCAGCGGGCCAAAGCUCCAGGCCGCGUGGGUGGACGAAGACGACGAGCACGUGCAGGUGAAUCUCGAGACGCAGCCGCAGCUGCGCAAGCACCGCAAGACUGAUCGGGACACGGUCGUGAGUGGCAAAGAGCUGCAGAGUCGCCUCAAGACGUUUCACCAAUCGGGACAUGGAACUGCAUUGUGGGCAGACCCUAAAAACUUCGUGGGCGAUCAGCUCGUGGACGGUAACGACAGUGACAAUGAAGACGAAGCCGAUCUCGUCCGUAGUACUGGCAAGAUGCUGUACUCGUCUAAUGAAGCGGUGCCCCAGGGGGAACUCGAGGUAGUUCGCAUGAAAGAUGCGAAUCAACACGCACCAUCGAAUGCUGUUGUGCAGUCGAUGCAGUUUCACCCAAAUGGACAGUUGAUGCUCACUGCAGGGUUGGACAAGACGCUGCGUCUUUUCCAAGUGGACGGCAGCAAGAAUGCAAAAGUCGAGAGUGUGUUCGUGAAGGACUUGCCUAUGAUGGACGCUAAGUUUACGCUGGGUGGUCAGCGUGCGGUUCUGACGGGACCUCGUCAGUACUUUUUCUCUUACGACAUUGAAGCGGGCAAGAUCACUAAGAUACUGGGCCUCUAUGGACGGAAAGAAAAGAAGCGCGAUACGUUUGUGGUCUCGGACGAUGGAGAGACGAUUGUGUUCGUGGGAAGUAAUGGCUACAUGGAUGUGGUGUCCGCCAAGUCGUACGAGUCGAUCGGAACUCUGAAGAUGAAUGGAGGGGCUCAAUCGGCAGCGUUUUGCGAAAAUGAUCGAUACCUGCUAAGCACCGGUUCAGAUGGACAAGUGUACAAGUGGGACAUGCGUACCCGGCGAUGUGUGUUUGUCCACGAUGAUGAGGGUAGUUUGGGCAAUCACGCUCUGGCGGCUGGCGGCAAGUACUACGCCGCCGGCUCGAAAAGUGGUGUGGUGAAUAUCUACGACAAUGCAGGUCCGACGGCUAUGCCGAAACCACGCAAGGCGUUGAUGCAUCUCACUACUCAGGUCGAUUGUCUCCAGUUCAACGCCAGCUCGGAGAUUCUGGCCAUGGCAUCAACUAGCACCAAGAACUCGCUAAAACUGGUCCAUAUGCCGUCGUUGACUGUUUUUGCCAACUGGCCGACAGCACACACGCCGUUGCACUACGUCUCGGCAAUGGACUUCAGUCCGAACAGCGGUUACUUUGCUGUUGGCAAUGCCAGAGGGCGUGUGCUUUUGUAUCGACUGACUCACUACAAGUCCACAUAG
Molecule: messenger RNA, 1659 nt
Organism: Peronospora matthiolae
Lineage: Eukaryota; Oomycota; Peronosporomycetes; Peronosporales; Peronosporaceae
Source: the annotation of a GenBank genome assembly